ACGUCAACAAGUGGAUUGCAAUCAGACGGUGAUUGUGUCUCUUUUCAUUCUCUCUCUUUUACUAAUUUCUCUGAUAAUUAAACUGAGAAUGUAUAUUAAGAAAAAAAAACAAAAACAAGAGAGGAAUUUUCAUACACACUAACUUAAGACUCUUUGUAAGUUUUCCCAAAUAUGGAUUUUCUAGUAUAAAUAUGAGUUCAUUAGUUUCACCAAGCCUACAAGCAUCUCUCCAUCUCAAAUCAUAUUCACCUAAAAAUCAGGUUAAUAUAAAAGAAUAAUGAUGUUUUCGGUGACGGUUGCGAUCCUUGUUUGUCUUAUUGGCUACAUUUACCGAUCAUUUAAGCCUCCACCACCGCGAAUCUGCGGCCAUCCUAACGGUCCUCCGGUUACUUCUCCGAGAAUCAAGCUCAGUGAUGGAAGAUAUCUUGCUUAUAGAGAAUCUGGGGUUGAUAGAGACAAUGCUAACUACAAGAUCAUUGUCGUUCAUGGCUUCAACAGCUCCAAAGACACUGAAUUUCCCAUCCCUAAGGAUGUAAUUGAGGAGCUUGGGAUAUACUUUGUGUUCUACGAUAGAGCAGGAUAUGGAGAAAGUGAUCCACACCCAUCACGCACUGUUAAGAGUGAAGCAUACGACAUUCAAGAACUCGCCGAUAAACUCAAGAUCGGACCAAAGUUCUAUGUUCUUGGUAUAUCACUAGGUGCUUACUCGGUUUAUAGUUGCCUCAAAUACAUUCCCCACAGACUAGCUGGAGCAGUCUUAAUGGUUCCAUUUGUGAACUAUUGGUGGACUAAAGUGCCUCAAGAAAAAUUGAGUAAAGCGUUGGAGCUAAUGCCAAAGAAAGACCAAUGGACGUUUAAAGUGGCUCAUUAUGUUCCGUGGUUGUUAUAUUGGUGGUUGACCCAAAAACUAUUUCCGUCUUCGAGUAUGGUCACGGGGAACAAUGCGUUAUGCAGCGACAAAGAUUUGGUCGUCAUAAAGAAGAAAAUGGAGAAUCCACGCCCUGGCUUGGAAAAAGUUAGACAACAAGGAGACCAUGAAUGUCUUCACCGGGACAUGAUAGCCGGAUUCGCGACAUGGGAAUUCGACCCGACUGAAUUAGAAAAUCCGUUUGCGGAAGGCGAAGGAUCGGUCCACGUUUGGCAAGGGAUGGAAGACAGAAUCAUUCCAUACGAAAUUAAUCGAUAUAUAUCAGAGAAGCUUCCAUGGAUUAAGUACCAUGAGGUCUUAGGUUAUGGACAUCUUCUAAACGCCGAGGAGGAGAAAUGCAAAGACAUUAUCAAGGCACUUCUUGUCAACUGAUGAUCAUCUCUACACAAGAUGCCACGAAAAAUAUAGCAUAUUUAAUAGAUUUUAUUUAUGGAUUAUAAUAUUAUAGCAUAUUAUAAGUUUGUAAGUAAGAUGAAAACCACUUGAAAGUCAUUAAUUUACUAUAAAAUACUUGUUAUCUUCCACUAAUAGUCAUUAAAUCGAACCAAAAAUGUCACAUUGGUCAAAGCCG
Molecule: messenger RNA, 1499 nt
Organism: Arabidopsis thaliana (thale cress)
Lineage: Eukaryota; Viridiplantae; Streptophyta; Magnoliopsida; Brassicales; Brassicaceae
Product: alpha/beta-Hydrolases superfamily protein
Exons: 5
Coding region: 278-1300 (340 amino acids)
Source: RefSeq, marked reviewed